AUGGUGCUCUGUGCAGUUUGCAGUGCACAGGAAGCUAGAUACACGGCGCCAGGCUCGCGCAAACCCUAUUGCUCCGUGGCAUGCUUCAAAGAGCUCUCCCAGCCAGCGCAGCCGAGCAGCACUACCGCAUCGGCUGAAACUCCAUCAAAAGAUCUGCUGAACUCUCUCGAGCCGAUCAAGACGACCACAGAGCAAGAUGCAGCGCAAGUCAUUGAUAAUGAGAAAUUGCCCGCAGAGCCAGAGCCUGCAGAGGAGGCUGCGCACGCCGUCCUUGACGAUGCAAACGAAGGCCGAGACGCUAUGACGCCAGUCACAAAGCCUAACAGCGAGAAACGAGCUCGAGCCGAGGCAGACGACGGGCCAGGGGAGAAACGCGUGAUGAGAUCAUUGGCGAGCUUGCACUACCCUCCCGAGCCAGAUCCCCAGAUUUUCGAAGACCCACUGCAGCGAGACGAUCCGAAGCCGUUGCGUCGUAGCGAGCUGCUUGCUAUAGCUACAUCGCCCGAGAUCAGACGCCUGUUUGCGAUUGCCGACUCUGCACGCGCAGAGGGCCGACCGAUGACGCCGCUUGAGAUCCGUUUGCGACCGUUGCCAGGUCUUCUGACCAAGCUGAAUGCCGUACCUGAUUUUCGACCGCUCUUGCCGAGAACGAAUCAGAUGCGCGAAUUGCUCAGGCUGCCACAAGCAGAACAGCCUCUCGGUCUCAAUGGUACUCGCUCCCUGCCGAGAGAAAGAGGUCACAGAGGGCGAGGGGGUCAUCAUGCACACGAUCGAGGGCAUAGAGGUAGGGAUAGCGAGUACGGCAGACGGCAAAACGGUUACGAAGGACGACCCAAGUACGAUCGCUUCACUGCCGAAGAGAGGAGUGCUUUCGAGGUCUUCAGAGAGACGCUCGACAAGGUCCUCAAGGCGCAUCGCGAGCCACGGAGCUCGCUGGUUCGCACGCUCUCGCGCCUAUCGUCGUGCAGGACAAUGUGGAAGCCUGCCGACCCCAGUGCUUCGCUAUACGAACUCUUGGUCUCAGACGAGAUGCCGCGUUCGAUGCGAGCGCGCAGGCUCAGGCACCGACCGAUCUCGCGUUUCAGUUGUCAGACCGUGCUUCACGUCGAUCCCUCGAAACAGAGCAGCGAGGUCCAUGCAGCCAGCGUGACGGCCAGUCCGCACGAACAGUCGGCCAGUCAGCUCGGAAUCUACUCGGGGCUUAGCCUAGCGACAGAGAUACCCUCCGGCAGACUAUCAGCCGUCGAACUACCCCACAGUCGAGCGUCUCCUCUCGUUCUGCCCACAAGCCAUCUGGCUGUCGGUCUGCCAGACGUGGACUCGUUCGACCUGCGACCGCCCAAGAGCGUCUUUGUUGAGCAUUACACGACCCCAUCGGUGAUGACGACGAGGAGUGAAGCGAACUCGGCAGGUAGUCAGUCUCAAGAUGUGAGACAGCUCGACAGCUCGCCAGAUCAAGCUGGCCUUGCAGCCUUUCCCCUACCACCAGGUCUAUCAGGCACGACCUUCAACGCCGUGGCAGGCAUGGGAUCAGGUCUCAAUGGUCUCGAGAGCAGUCAGGUUCCAGCAGAGAAUGGGCUGCCCAAGGCCAUCCCGUCAACGAUGUCGAAAGCGCUCGAGCAGGAUCGCAAUGGACACAGGAAUGAUGCCGUGAUGAGUCCUGCAGGAGCUAUUGCAGCUGCCUUUGCGAGUCGGACGAACAACGAGCCAACGACUCCUGCGAGUCCCUCCAAGGUCAACGCACGAAAUGGUACAUCUCAGCAUACUACGUCAGGAUCGACAGGCUCAACGGCACCAGAUUCGGCGGCCUCGCCUAGCCUAUCAGGAUCCAACAAACCAGUCAAACAGCCUGCCACAAUCAUCACGUAUCAGAGCCGGUCUGUCAAAGCACGUAUAGACAGGAAUGUGCCUGUUGAGGAGAUCAUACGGCAGCUCUGCGCUUCUACUCAGCUCAUGGUCAAGGAACCUUCUUCGCUCUUUGCGGUCAGGACUACGACCAGCAACGAACUCAUCACAGACGACAAUCUCAUCUCGGUUCUCGAGAGCGCCCAGACCUGGAAGCUCGUUGCAAGUCCGACAGUCGAAGCCGCAGAGAUGGUAGACAAGCUUGCCAGUAGCGACGAGAAACUCGUCAAAGGCGCAACGUUUGCCCUGCGCAACCUUGUCCAUGAGAAGCCAUUCACGAUCCAGUUUGCAGAGCGCGGUGGCAUCCUCGAACUGCUAGCCGUCAUACAGUCCUCGAGUGGCAACAGCCUGUCAUACGCACUAGCUGCCCUGCUCUCGCUGCUCAAUAUCGACUUUGCUUGGAACGACCUCGACAGCGCCUUUGUGCACCGUCUUCUCGACAUUCUCCUCGGCCAAUCACUCGUCAAUAUCUGUCGGCCCGCUACCUCCAUCUUGACUCUCCUGCUCAAAUCUUCCUCGUCACCUUUGCCAGCUUCUACAUCGAUUCUCAAUGAACCCGGUCAGCAGCCGAUCAUGCGCUUAGUGUGGGACGCAGUCAGACGAGAAGACCGCCUGGGCCAGGUACUGAUCUCGCGCCUAACGAAUGGCGACGCCACCCUGACCGGCGUCACGAUGGAGCUCAUCAACGCUAUGCUGGCCAUGGCGCUACAAACGAAUGACGAAGUCAUGAUAGAUCGAUUUGACGCAUUAGAUUAUGGACAGGCUUGCGCUCGUAUACUCGAUGUCGAAUCGAGCGAAGAAAUUACUCAGGCAGCGCUCAGUUACCAGAAUAUGCUUAUUGCGCGCUAUCACGCAGAACAAUCAGUGCCCGUCUCGCUCGAGAUCGAAGCACAUAGAGAUAUGUUACAGCAGAUCAUAGACAACACCGGCGUAAUCCGCUCAGAGGAAACGUGGCGUUACCUCGGUCUCGAAUCGGACGACGUAGUCAACUCGUUCGGCGCAGUUGGCGCUUAUGGCCUUCGGUUACUCUACCGUUUUUGUUCGUCGCACAACUUUGAUCUCAGAGCGAUGUUGGCCGAGCAAGAUUCGAAACCCGCAGAUCGACAUUGUCCGCUUGCACUCGCAAGCAAUGACGUAGCGCUAUCUAUUGCCAAUCUUUGCGGUUUCACAUCCCUACCGGUCGCGGGUCAGCCAGUGACAGACUAUCGACCUCUCACGCUAGUUGUUGCUCGCACUCAUGAGCUCGCUCUGCGUUUCUUCCAUCGGAUGUGGAACGAGAGCAAGGCAUCACUAGAGGACUUCACGAGGAUAUCGGGCCUUGUGCAGAGUCAGCUCAGGUCUGCUAUGAGCGCCAAGCAGUCCGAGCUGGACAUUCUCUUCGUCAAAAGCGAUUUCAGAUCGGUUAGGGAAAAGCAGAUGCGCGAGCUCGGCACAGAAGACGAUCUGAUGCAAAAGGCUCCUAUUCGUAGCCUGCGCGCAAGGCUCUACAAAGAAUCCUUUGACUUUAUUAGAUCACAACGCAUGAAUUGUAUGAAACGAGGCGCCUGGUUCAGCAUACCGCUCGCGCUGACGACUCCGAACAAGAAGAUCGCACAGAAAAGCUGGCGAUUCUGUCGGCUCACUGCGAAUGCGAGAUACCUAUGUUAUACUGACGCGAUAGAGCCCCACGACAUUCGGCCAGGUAUGGAUGACUUGCUAUCAAGAGUGGAUCUCAAUGAGAUGACGGAUGUCACACCCCUUGCGCCUUCGCCUACUCUCACACGAAAUCGGACCAAGUCGAAUCCUGGCUUAGACACAGCAAGUUCUGCGCUCGGGCUCUCGCUUGCUUCGUCUUCUGGCAAGCUACUCGAGCUCGUUGCGCGAUCUAAUCAUCAGUAUGCUGAAUGGCUCGAUGGCUUGUCACUUCUGCGGCCCAACGGACCCAUCAAGACAAAAGAGACAUCUGAUCUGAUCGAUCAUCUGACAGACGUCAAUCUCAAAGUCAAGCUGCUCGAUCUCACAGGCGACAAGAUCACUAUUCCCUCUCAGCUGACGGUGCCGGCACCGCCACUGAAUUGCAACUACCACUACGCAGACCUCGGCAAGUAA
Molecule: messenger RNA, 3993 nt
Organism: Mixia osmundae IAM 14324
Lineage: Eukaryota; Fungi; Basidiomycota; Mixiomycetes; Mixiales; Mixiaceae
Exons: 7
Coding region: 1-3993 (1330 amino acids)
Biological process (GO): cell motility; actin filament organization
Cellular component (GO): plasma membrane
Source: RefSeq, a predicted model, not a curated record